CAGGCCUCUGGGGGCGCCAGGAGUCGAAAUUGACUUGAUGGCACGCUUUACGUUACUGAACGGAGGGAAGAGAUUCAUAUCGCUUCUCAAACUGGCCUUGAUUGAAGCUACAGUCCACCAGGGGGCGCCAGGUAGAAAAAUGGAAGAUAAGCCUCAGCCAGGACGAAAAGUUUUCUUGAGAGAGAGAGAGAGAGAGAUGAAAAGAAACUGAAUCAUCUCAUUAUUUGAACAGCAUAUAUUUGGGGGUUUAAAUCUGAGAAGCGUUUGUGGCGUCAUGGCACCAAAGAAGCCAGCAGAGUCCGGGAAGCGCAAGAGGGAGCUGAUUCUCUUGGAGGUCAAGCAGGACAUCAUCCGCAAGCAUGAGCAAGGCAUGCGAGUGGUGGACCUUGCAAGAGAGUAUGGCAGGAGUGCUUCGACCAUUGCGACCAUCCUCAAGGACAAGGAGAGGAUUAUGGGUCGUGAGACAGCCAAGGGUGUCACGAUCCUUACCAAGAACCGCCCUGCCAUCAUGGACGAGGUGGAGAAGUUGCUGCUGCUGUGGAUCCGCGAGAAGGAGCGUGCAAGGGACACUGUGACUUCAGCAGUCGUGUGUGCCAAGGCCAGGGCCUUGCAUGCUGACCUGAUCGCCCAGCAGCCAGGAACUUCGCACAAAGAGUUCAAGGCAAGCCACGGGUGGUUUGAGAAAUUCAAGAUGAGGUCCGGUAUCCGCAGUGUCGUCCGGCACGGAGAGGCUGCAAAUUCGGAUCUGGCUGCAGCGGAAGAAUUCGCCACGGAGUUCUUGGAGACCGUGACUGCUGAGGGCUACCUUCCGGAGCAGGUCUUCAAUUGUGAUGAGACCGGCCUCUUUUGGAAAAGGAUGCCAAGGAGGACCUUCAUCACACAGGAGGAGACCAAGAUGCCUGGCCACAAGCUGAUGAAGGACCGCCUCACCCUCCUCUUCUGUGCAAACGCCAGGGGUGAUCUGAAGGUAAAGCCUCUGCUGGUUUACCAUUCGGAGAACCCCCAUGCUUUCAAGAAGCACAAAGUCAACAAGGAGAGGCUGAGCGUCAUGUGGCGGUCCAACGCCAAGGCCUGGGUCACACGGGUCCUGUUUGUGGACUGGGUGAACCAGGUGUUUGGUCCAACAGUGAGGAGGUACCUCCAGGAGAAGAACCUGCCCCUGAAGGCCAUCCUCUUGAUGGACAAUGCGCCUGCACAUCCUCCUGGGCUGGAAGAAGACUUGGCGGAGGAAUUCAAGUUCAUCCGAGUCAUCUUCCUGCCACCCAACACCACCCCCCUCAUCCAGCUAAUGGACCAGCAACUGAUUGCCAGCUUUAAGAAGUUGUACAUGAGGGAGCUGUUCCGGCGUUGCCUGGACAUGACGGAUGGGUCAGGCAUCAUUCUGGCUGACUACUGGAAGCACCAUUUCGAUAUCGUGAGCUGCCUGCAGCUCAUCAAAAUUGCGUGGGACAGUGUCAGCCAGAGGAACCUCAACAGUUGCUGGAAGAACUUGUGGGCAGCCUGCGUUGCCUCCACUGAAUCCAGCACACAGGAGCAGGCCGUGGUAGAGGAGAUCGUCUCCCUGGGGCAGACCAUGGGCCUGGAGGUUUCAACACAGGACGUGGAAGAAUUGGUCGAGGGACACAACCUUGAACUUUCCACCGAGGACCUGUUGAGCCUGCAGGAACAGGAGCAGCAAGGGGUGCAGCCAAACACACCUGAGGAGCAGGAGGAAGAGCCAAGGCAGUUGCCUUCGUCGUCUUAUAAGAGGGCCUGCGAACUGUGGGGAGAGCUGCAGACCUUUGUGAACGAUCUCAGUGAGGAUCAGGCUGCAGCCCAGGAAGCUGUGGAGCACUUUGAUAAUGUGGUCGUUGCCCCAUGGCGAGCAAUGCUCCGCAAGAGACAGAGGCAGCAGACCAUGGACCGGUUUGUGGUGAAGCAGACAAGGCAGGAGGAAAUGUUGGCUGAGGCUGAGGCAUGUUGAGUGUGCCUGCCUGCCUUUAAAGUGCCCUGAAGUGACCUGCAUCAAGUCCCAAAAAAAUGAUAAAGUGCUGUUGUAAAUGUUUAUUGUUGAAAAGUAAUGUUGCUGUGCAGUUUGCAUGCCUUUAAAGUGCACUUGAUAAAGAGUUUUGCACAAAAAACUGGGUGUCUGGGUCUUUUUCCUAGGCUCCGGAACGAAUUAAUCCGUUUCCAAUGCAUUCCUAUGGGAAACCGCUUUUCGACUUACGAACUUUUCGACCUACGAAUGUGCAUUCGGAACGGAUUAAGUUUGUAAGUCGAGGGACCACUGUAUUUAUUUUUACAUAAUGUACACUCUAAAUACUACUAUAUAUAGAUAUGUACUUUAUUUUAAUAUUUUCUGGUUUUACAGAUAAAUAAUACUGCAACAAGUAACAAUCUAAUACAAUUUCAAGUUAUAAAACAAAAUCAACCAAAUCUACUUUAAAAACGAAAAAGUGUAGGAAAAUAAUCUUAGCAUUCAUGUACAUGUGAUCUUUUAGUUACCCAGCUAUUAAAUGAGGUGUUAUUCUCAAUGCCAGUUACAAAGCAGAAAUUAUUUUUGCAAACUCAAAUUGGAGUAACGUUUUUGUAAACCGUAUACAGCUGCAAAUGCUACAAACAUUAAUAAUGGCCUUAAAAUUGCAACAGUAAUACAGGAUUCAUCACAAAUAACCUGGUGUUCAAAAGGUGGAUACCACCGGGAAUAGCCUAUUCAUGAAAAGAAAAAUAAUCUUUAAUGAGCAUGAAUAUUUUAUUUGUAAUAAAUUGAAAGAAUAAAAUAGAACUGUAAUACAUACGUUUGUUGUCCUCAUAAUCACGCUCAGCAUUUCCUGGAAGCAGGGAGUAUAAUGUUAUAAGAAAUGAAGAAAAAAUUAAAAAGAAAAUAUUUUAUUUCAGCUUUGUUUUUCUUUGCAGGCCCAAUGUGGCAAGGAACUACAAAGAAUCCCCACUGAAUAGCAUCAUCUAAAAUGUACAGUCAUCAAUGUUUAUAUACAUACAUAAUCAAAACUUUCUCUGCCAAUCUUGCAAACAUUAAUUAGGCAAACAUUUUGCAGGUUCCCUCUCAGGAGAUACUAGGCCACCCACUACUGAGAUAGGAGAGAGGUUUCAUCUCUAAGGCAAUAGUGCCACAAGUGCACAGUUUCAUUUUGCCCCAUAAAAAUUUAUUACAUUUUCUUGAGACAUUG
This is a messenger RNA of Hemicordylus capensis (graceful crag lizard), 3167 nucleotides long. RefSeq names its product tigger transposable element-derived protein 1-like. Bases 275 to 1963 code for a protein of 562 amino acids. The transcript is spliced from 2 exons. Gene Ontology annotation, molecular function: DNA binding. The record is from RefSeq and is a predicted model, not a curated record. Gene Ontology annotation, cellular component: nucleus. Lineage: Eukaryota; Metazoa; Chordata; Lepidosauria; Squamata; Cordylidae.